GGCCUGAUUUUUUUUUUAAUGAUUUUGGAAUAUCAAAACUAGCUACAUUUUAUAGUUAAGCUGUUACACACUUUAAACACUUUUUAAAACUGAGUGUUGAGUCCUUUGACUUAAGUGGAACAGUUCUUUCCCCCAAGUAAUUGCAUCUACCUUGUGAAAUAUAUUCUCUUUCCUCUCUCUCUCAUUCAGAUUACCCUGCUCACCAGAUGUCUGACAGCUCUUCUUGCAACAUUGGCUAUUGGUUUACACUGCCUUCACAAGAUCAGAAUUACUCCAGAAAUUGGAGAGUUUGAUUUAAAAGAAAAAACUUAAACAAAUGGACAAUAUGUCUAUAACUAAUACACCAACAAGUAAUGAUGCCUGCCUGAGCAUUGUACAUAGUUUGAUGUGUCAUAGACAAGGUGGAGAAAGCGAAACGUUUGCAAAAAGAGCGAUUGAAAGUUUGGUAAAGAAGCUGAAAGAGAAAAAAGAUGAAUUGGAUUCCUUAAUAACCGCUAUAACUACAAAUGGAGCUCAUCCUAGCAAAUGUGUCACCAUACAGAGAACACUGGAUGGACGGCUUCAGGUGGCUGGUCGGAAAGGAUUUCCUCAUGUGAUCUAUGCCCGUCUAUGGAGGUGGCCUGAUCUACACAAGAAUGAAUUAAAACAUGUUAAAUAUUGUCAGUAUGCAUUUGACUUAAAAUGUGAUAGUGUCUGUGUGAAUCCCUAUCACUAUGAACGCGUUGUGUCACCUGGAAUUGAUCUCUCAGGAUUAACACUGCAGAGUAAUGCUCCACCAAGUAUGUUAGUGAAGGAUGAAUACGUUCAUGACUUUGAGGGACAGCCAUCCUUGCCCACUGAAGGACAUUCAAUUCAAACCAUCCAACAUCCACCAAGUAAUCGUGCAUCAACAGAGACAUACAGUGCCCCAGCUCUGCUAGCCCCAUCUGAGUCCAAUGCCACCAGUACCACCAACUUCCCCAACAUUCCUGUGGCUUCCACAAGUCAGCCGGCCAGUAUCCUGGCAGGCAGCCAUAGUGAAGGACUGUUGCAGAUAGCUUCAGGGCCUCAGCCAGGACAGCAGCAGAAUGGAUUUACUGGUCAGCCAGCUACUUACCAUCAUAACAGCACUACCACCUGGACUGGAAGUAGGACUGCACCAUACACACCUAAUUUGCCUCACCACCAAAACGGCCAUCUUCAGCACCACCCGCCUAUGCCGCCCCAUCCUGGACAUUACUGGCCAGUUCACAAUGAGCUUGCAUUCCAGCCUCCCAUUUCCAAUCAUCCUGCUCCCGAGUAUUGGUGUUCCAUUGCUUACUUUGAGAUGGAUGUUCAGGUAGGAGAGACAUUUAAGGUCCCUUCAAGCUGCCCUAUUGUUACUGUGGAUGGAUACGUGGAUCCUUCUGGAGGAGACCGUUUUUGCUUGGGUCAGCUCUCCAAUGUCCACAGGACAGAAGCUAUUGAGAGAGCAAGGUUACACAUAGGCAAAGGUGUGCAGUUGGAAUGUAAAGGUGAAGGUGAUGUUUGGGUCAGGUGCCUUAGUGACCAUGCAGUCUUUGUGCAGAGUUACUACCUGGACAGAGAGGCUGGACGAGCACCUGGCGACGCUGUUCAUAAGAUCUACCCAAGUGCAUAUAUAAAGGUCUUCGAUUUGCGGCAGUGUCACCGGCAGAUGCAGCAGCAGGCGGCCACUGCACAAGCUGCAGCUGCUGCCCAGGCGGCCGCUGUGGCAGGGAACAUCCCUGGUCCCGGGUCCGUAGGUGGAAUAGCUCCAGCAAUCAGUCUGUCCGCUGCUGCCGGCAUCGGGGUAGAUGACCUCCGUCGCUUGUGCAUACUCAGGAUGAGCUUUGUGAAAGGCUGGGGCCCAGAUUAUCCGAGACAGAGCAUCAAGGAAACACCGUGCUGGAUUGAGAUUCACCUCCACCGCGCUCUCCAGCUCCUUGAUGAAGUGCUCCACACCAUGCCCAUUGCAGACCCACAGCCUUUAGACUGAGAGCGCUCACCAUGGACGCCCUAGCCAUUUUCAGGAUGGUGGACUAUGAAAUAUAAUCCUGUUUAUAAUCUGAAGAUCUAUUGCAUUUUUGUUCUGCUCUGUCUUUUCAUAAAGGGUUGAAGAUGUGUUUGCUGCCUUGCUCUUAGCAGACAGAAACUGAAUUAAAACUUUUUUUCUAUUUUAAAACUUUUCAGGCAUGGCUCAGAGCUUGAAGAUCAGGAAGACCCAAUUCUUACUAAAUCUUCUCUGGUUGUUAAUGUAUGAAGGAGUCACUCCAGUGCUGGGAACUCAGCCCUUGACGUGUGCGAGAGCUGCUCAUGCUCAGGACACUGGUGUGUUCCUCUGCAGAGCAGUUCUCAAAUAGCUCACCUGUUACUUAGUGAGCAGGUUAUUGUUGGACACGCCGUGUUCAGGUGCCACGUGGGCGAGUCAGUUUUACUGAAAGCAAUUUCACUCUGUUCUAAAAACCUUUAUCAACCUUUUAUCCAGAAUGUUUUUUGCAAGUUAAACAGUGAAGGUGAAUUAAAUUCAUACUGUCUUGCAGACUUCAGGGUUUUCCCCCCCAAGACAAAACACUAAUCUGUGUGCAUAGUGACAGUUCUUUACAAUUACCAGUCAAAGAAAUGCCAUUCAGAUUUUUUUAGCCCUAAUGGAUGACCAUUAUCAAGAUGUAUACUUUUGCCCUGUUAAACAGUAGAUGAAUUCUUCUAUAUUUCUAGGCAUAUGGUUGGUUAUAAAAAAAAGCCUAGGGGGAAUUUCUUUGCCCUUAAUUCACAGUCGGUUUUGUAUUUAUAAAAACACUAAAAACAGUGUUGCUCUGCCUGAUGCUUCACUGUUCUGCAAGGUGGCAGUCCUUCAACUAAAAUAAUGGCUAUUUUGGAAACUGCUAAAUUCUCUGUUAAAUGCUGUGCAGAAUAAUGGAAACAUUGCGGUUCGUAAUAGGUAGUUUGGGUAUUUUUGUACUUGAUUUGAUGUGUGACUUUUUUUCAUAUACUGUUUAAAUCAUGUAUGUUUUGACAUUGUUUAAAAUUCAGUUUUUGUAUCUUGGGGCAAGACUGCAAACUUUUUUAUACCUUUUGGUUAUUCUAAGCCCUUUGUUUGACAUCAUCGAUCAGUCGGCAGUGACUUUGUAUAGAGACUGAACUAGAAAAGCUGCAGAUGCGUUGACUGUACCACAGACACAUGUAUACUUUUUACCUAGUUAGUAGCGUAAAUAAAACUGAGUCUCAAUAUACAAAGUUGAAUUCUAGGUUUUGUUUUUAAAAUGCUUUCCUUUUGCACUUUUGAGUCCAAUCUCAGUGGCAAGACACCUUCUACUAAAUGACAGGCAGCAGCCAGUUGGAUUGUACAGCUCUGGUUUCCCUCACACUCUACCAGGACUUUCCCAUGUACAUUAUGUAUCAUGUGUAGAGUUGGUUAUUUUCUGAAUUUUUAUUUUACUGUAGCGAAACUAGACCUGGGGUUAAUAGUGUGAAUAAAAUCAGGAUCACCAUCAAGAUGCUUUUAGGCCUUGCUCUGAGAGUUCCCUAGGAAUUUUGCGGUGCGGCAGGCAUCUGAGCUCUGGAAACACUUGCACAGCGUUUUCUUUGUGCUGUGGUGAGCAGGUCCCUGUGCCUGCUUCAGAAGGGCCAGAGACCCCGACUGCUGCCGUGACGAAGUGAAAAUCUCACCCUACCUUACACACCUUGUUUUUUAAGAAACUUCUUUACUAGUUCAUUUCUAAGAACUUAUAAAUACUUUUGUUACAGACCUAAUUAUUAUCUGUAUAAGUUUAAGGUAAUUUUUUAAAAAGUUGUACUGGCAGAAUUAUAAAAUGCUACCUUGUCUAGAAAUGUUUGUCUUUAGAUCCCUUUUACUAUGACUGGGGAAUAGGAGUGAGAGGGGAGAGUUUUAGUGUAACAGACUUUCAAGAGUCCAGGUCAUCCCACUAGAACAUUGUCCAUGCCGUGGGACACCUUGAUGCUUCCUUUUCUACUUUACAGAUAUGUUUAAUCAUCUUCAUAAAGUAUGUGGGAAAUAAUUUGCUAAGAAGUAUCUCUUCAGAGCCAAGCCACCUGUCUUGGUUUUUUUACUAAGAGCCAUAGAAUUUUCUCCUAGUUUUUGAUGAUCCUUGUAAUGUGGCCAUCCUCUGCUUUUAUAAACUGUUUCUUUUUGUUCCUUGGAAGUUGCCAUCUUUGAUGAAUAAGACUUUAAAAAACUUCCCCAAGCUUCAAAAUUUUGUGUCCAUUUUAGGAUAAAACAGUUUCUGUAGUUUUCAGAGUCUGAUUACAAUGUGGGUGUGGUUCCGGGUGUUGGUCUCUGAUUCAUAGCUCAAGAGUCUCCUAAGAUUCAAUUUCACUGGAAACUGAGUGAGAGAUGAAGUAGGCCUACCUGGUUUGAAACCCAUUCUACUUUUGUCUUGUGCCUUUUCUGUGCAUAGUUAAAGGGAAUCCUUAAUGGUAUUGCCUUUAUUUGCUUGGAAAUAGAUUCUUUUGUGGGGUAGAGUCGACUCUACUUAACUGUUCUGCUUUACUGCCCCUGCUGAACAAAGACGAUGAUACACCACUGCCAUGUACUUACUUUUCCCCAAACACCAUGUUUUUGUAUUGUCCUAACCCACAGUUCCUAUAAACAGUACAGGUUCACAGACAGGAUGAGCCGCCAUACACAUGAUUAACUAUGCUGUAUUUCAAAGUUAAAAAUCCAGUUUUAUAGGGAGUGGUGUGGUUUGUGUUAGCAACUUUAAAGGCAAAGUAAACUCAGAGGUUUUACAGAUUGGAGAAGGGAAUCUUCCGGAAAUACUUGUGAAGUAUCUGUGGAAGUGAAGUAUAUUUGCCCCUUGGCUGCUACGAGUUGGCUAAUUGCCACUCGUUAGGGUUUUUUGUUUUUAUUGUUGUUUUGUUUGUUUUUAAUUUCCAUUUGUUGUUCCAUCCAGUUGAGGCCUCUUGGAAGGAGCAGUUUUAUUUGGACUUGGCCAGAGUUCCUUUUGGUAGUUUCUGUAGGUUGUGUCUUCUUUGCUGUCAUUUUACUUAAUGAUGGAGAGUGGUGUAGAGGGGAGCUGGGGUGAGCUGGAUUACUGCAGUGAGCGUGAGCCCUGUCACAGAACAGCUCAUAGGUGGGGCCUGGUGGAGACAAACUCAUCUCGCUGCACAGCGAUCUGUAAACAGCCCCUGAAAUCCUCCUCCUGCUCAAGCCUUCCCAGUUUUCCCUUCUGGUAACCAAGCAGUUUCUUCUCUUGUGAUACAUUAAGAAGUGUGUAAACAGCCAGUGGCCUUAUCCAUAGCAGCGUCCUUGGCAGAGCCUCUGACCUACACCUUCGGUACAGCGAGAUUGUUUAUCUGGUGUUACUGAAGAGUGAAGGUUUUCAUCAUCUUGCCUUAUUAAAGAGUAAAACCUUUUAAAAAUUAGCCAUUUGUUGGUGGGAGCUAUUUAACAAAUCAGGAUGUACUGGGUGUAGCGUUUCUUCUCUUUCUCUGCUGUCUCUGGGCUCUGGGCCUCUGAGGUAGACAGCACGAUGUAGCCUUUUCUGAACGGAUGUUUUCAUUUUGAAUUCUCUUCAUCUUCCUUUUUGACAGCUACUACUUGGGUGGCUGGCAGUCUGCCUCCCUAGUGUUCUCACUGUGUUCUAAUUCAUCAGUCCUAACUGCUUAGCUGAGGGAACCAGUUGAGGGAAAUUAGUAGUGUUCACCCAGGACACUUUCCUUUUGGCCUUGAAAAGGACUUUGGUACAUUGCAGUUUGGCAUUGAUUCGAUUGCUUCCAGUGGUCUCUGAUUCUUGAUGAGUUUUAUAUGGUCGAUACAGAGAGAAUUAAGUCAUACUCAUAGCCCCGUAGCCUCCUUUUCCCCCAGUGUUUGGAAAGAUUUAGUUUCCACAUAAUUCACUCCUAAGAACUGUACUGUUUGCUAGAGACAUCAUCAGACCGCACACACCCUCUUCCGAAAGCAUCCUUGCUUGUUUUGUGUCCUCCUAACCCCACUCUAGCCGCCUUCCUCUGUAGAUACUUCUGACCUUUAGGUGCCUUUAUGAGAAUUGAGGGUCUGAUAUCAUGCCCCAAGGAGUAGCUAAUGUAAUGACUGAUGUUUUCAGGGAUUUUCGCAUCAAACUUAAAAUGAAUGAAGCUUUUUAUUCCUUUUUUAAUAUGGGAAGAACUGAGAAGAAUUUUGGUGAAGACAAUCAUUUCUCUGUGUUCACACAGUUUGUUUAAGAUGUUUUCUCAGUUGGUCCAGAGUUCAUGUUCCUGUUCAACCAAACACAUGUGGCUCUGGACUCAGACAGUAGCACUUAUGGUUCACGAUUUAGUGUGUCCUUGGCAAGUCGCUUCCCUUCCUGUGAAAUGAGGCCAGGACUGCUCUGCAGCUCUGGCUUUUAAGUGACCUUGCCUGCCUUGCAGUGAUUUGCAUUGCUCUGUCCCUUUGUUCUGCUGUCUGAGGGGGUUCUUGCUUAUUUCUUUGUUACUCAGUGAGACAGGCUUGAUCUUUCAUUAUUUGGUCUUCUGUGGACAGGUAGUUACAUAUGUCCUUAUGACUUACUUUAACCAAAGGCCUAGCACCACCUUAGGGGCUGCAGUGAGUCCACCACGAAAACAUCAACAGCUGGGGUGGGGGAGCCUCCAUUUCCUUUUCCCGUAGUCUGUGUUCACAGCCUGUCUAAAGGCUCUUCUGAGUCAUGGCGUUCUGACACAAGUUGGUAUGUGUGACACUGUCUUCCUGAGUGCUAGCAAUUCUUCACCUAAAAUGGAUUGAAAUCCUGUUAAUGCCUGGUGAUAUCAGAGGUCCUUUCUUUGGGUCUUUAGUUGCUUAACUCUUCUACGCUCAAAACAGGAAGUUCUCCAGAAUUGUAUCAAUAUUUUAAUUGAUGCUAUGAAAACCAGUAUCAGUGAAUGCGUAUUCACUUCAGUUUUGCCUCUUUUCUAUCCAUUUUGAUUAGACAACUUUUGGCUGGAUCAUUCUUUCCAGAGAGUUCUCUUCCAACCUGCUUGGAUGAGUAUAAUAACUGAAUUUGUUAUUUUUAAGGGCCUGGGAACCUUUCUAGGGGGUGGGCUAGGGGUGGGGGGUUGGGGAGUCCUGGUAGAGGCCCGCUCUGCGGUAGCUGGUGAAGAAGGGAGGAAACCAGCUGCUCUUGCUAAGGCUGCUUGUCAUUGGUAGAAGGACUCACGGGCUCGGAUUGGUUAAAAGGCUGACUAUGGAGUUGCAAACUUCCUCCAAACGGAGGGUUUUUUGUUCAGUGCAUCGGACAUGUGACUUCCGAGAAAAGCAUGACUGCCUGUCGUGAUGAGAACUGGCUAUAGAGUCCAGUGUGCAGUGCUGCAGAGUCCAGUGUGGGAGACGCGGCGGAGGUGCCGGGGACAGACGUGGUCUCCCAGCUCUGUCUCCCGCUCAGGGCUACUCAGAGCUUGUGCUCCUAGGGAAGCCCUCAGACUCAGUUACUUCCUUUCUAUAUACUUUUGCCUGGUUGAAGUCUGUGGCUAAAAAUAAAAUAGUUGAAACUUUCUUGAGAACUCUGUAACAAAGUAUGUUUUUGAUUAAAAGAGAAAGCCAACUAAAUCAUAUGUGCUCUUUCUUUUUCUUAAGCUCAGGGAUGCCUUGGAUCUGGAAAGAGUUCCUGAUUAAAUAUCUUCAUACCUGA
Messenger RNA from Myodes glareolus (Bank vole), 7580 nucleotides. Lineage: Eukaryota; Metazoa; Chordata; Mammalia; Rodentia; Cricetidae. The record is from RefSeq and is a predicted model, not a curated record.